ACGUCCCAGUGACAAUCCCGUGUAUGUACCUACUUCCCUCCUUUCUCCUCCAAUCCUAAAGUGCGACCAAACCAGCCCGGGCUGUAGAAAUUCCUCCAAUGUGAACCCCCUUCGCAAAAUGGGAGGCUCCAGUAAAGGCUCCAGUUCCGGCUCAGACAGCAACCCCCGCCAAGUCCAAUUCGGCCUCACCCAAGACGACGAAAGCGAAGAAAGCCUCGAUUUGGACUUAGCCUCCGAACAUUCGGAGCCCGAAAUUGACAACGUCAAUGAACGACUCCGCCACCAAACCCACUUCCCUGAUGAGGACUUCCAAAUUAAGAGUUUGAGUCGGGUUUUGGCCGUCGUGACCACAGUCAUGCUCCAAAUGUGUUACCAGAAAAUCGCCUUUUUUCGAACGAUUAAUAAAAUGCCCCGAGUGCCCACGAAUCUCGAAUAUGUGCCACUCGACGAGAAGUACCACAAUGCGGAGCGCGAGAUUGGGGUCAUUUUGCACCCAAGUGAGGAGUUUCUCAACUAUAGGAAGUUUCAGAAAGACUUGUCGUGGCUUGAGAAUGUCCUCAAAUCGGUCAUUAUUGACUUGCAAAAAAGCUUCUAUUUUGACGAUUUUAUCAAAAUUUUGAACGAGGAUAAUCUGACACGGCAAGAGGAACACACUUUACUCACCUCGAAGAUGUUUAAUCUUCACGAAGUGAAGAAACUGAGAACGUACCUCGAUUUAGAGAAGAAAGAACUCAACAGAGAACUGCAAGAUGUAACUGAAGAGUUGGGCAAUUUUAAAGAUCAAUUAAACGACGACAUUAUUGAAAGUGGAGUUAAACUAAAUUACCUCAAAGAGUGGCAGAAAUCACGUCAAGAGCAAAAUACAAGUAUUCUAAAUCGACAAGAACAAAAACUAAUCAAAAUGGCCGAAAAUAUGAAUGCAGAAAUUGAAAAAGAAAUUGUCAUUCACGAGGACAUGUUCAGUUUUUUGGAAAUGUCUCUCUCCGAGUUUCAGGAGGAAAUCACCAAAUGGAUGGAAAAAUAUGACGUGGAUAUGGAAGAACUCGAAAAGGCAGUCGAAAAGAAAAAAAUUGACUUGGAACAGCAGAAAGACAAUUAUUUAAAAUUACUGGAAGAGUACAAUUCGCGCCAAGAAGAGAUGGACAAAUACAAAGCCCACAAACUGCAGAUGCAGAGAGAGGCCGAGGAGCUCCAGCGGCAGACGAGGGCGGCGACCCGAAUCCAGGCCUGGUGGCGCGGCGUGAUGUUUCGCAAAGGGCUCGGGCCCUUCAAACGCAAAAAAGGAAAAGGGAAGAAAGGAAGUGGAUCCGGAAAAAAACCGAAAAAAUAAACGUCUAAA
Messenger RNA from Tribolium madens (black flour beetle), 1339 nucleotides. RefSeq names its product dynein regulatory complex protein 9-like. Bases 119 to 1330 code for a protein of 403 amino acids. The transcript has 4 exons. Lineage: Eukaryota; Metazoa; Arthropoda; Insecta; Coleoptera; Tenebrionidae. The record is from RefSeq and is a predicted model, not a curated record. Gene Ontology annotation, molecular function: protein binding. Gene Ontology annotation, biological process: cilium organization. Gene Ontology annotation, cellular component: cytoplasm; motile cilium.